AUGCCCUCCAUAUUCGCCUGGCUCCGGCGGGUUUACUCACUUGAUACCCUCGACACCCGCUUUACCUCCACCGCAAUCACCCCUAACGCUGACACGCGACGUCCCGCAAAAGAUGCCCGCGCCAAUGCAAUCGCCCAGGGCGCCUCGCCUUCGCUCUGGCGCACACCGGAGUUUUUCAUCUACUAUGUCUUCUUCAUUGUUCUUGUUCCAUUGAUGUUCAAGACCGUCGUUGAUGCGUCCAAGGAAACCCACCCCAUCUACUCGAAAUAUUCAAACCUUCUAUCCCCCGGUUGGAUUCCCGGCCGCCUGGUUGACAACUCCGACACACAAUAUGCGAGUUUUCGCGAUAAUAUACCGCCCCUUCUUCUACUCCUCAUCGCACACCCUCUAGUUCGCCGCGCCUACCAAUGGUACACGAACCGAUCGAAAACCGAAACAAGGCCAUCGACCCAUGCCGUAGUUGGUGCGGGCGAAGCACAACUCGAACAGCGGAUGCGCUUUGAUGUAUGGUUUGGACUGGUGUUCAUCACUGUCUUGCACGGAGUGUCAGCCCUGAAGGUGCUGUUUAUUAUCUAUAUCAACUUCCGAAUUGGCAAAGAUGUUCCUCGCCCCUACGUCCCCGCUGCCACCUGGGGUUUCAACCUUUGCAUUUUGUUUGCCAAUGAACUAUGCGGCGGCUACCCACUUGAAAAGGCAGUCAAAAUUCUUGUGCCAGGCUCUGGCUCUACAGUCGAGGAGGCCAGCGGACUUGUUCAAUGGGCUCAGACCGUGGAUGACCUCGGAGGCCUCAUGCCGCGAUGGGAAGUCCUCUUCAAAGUUACUGUGCUGCGUCUUAUCAGUUUCAACAUGGAUAACUACUGGAGUGUAGACUACCCCGCGGCGAGCCCGAUUGAAGUGAGUGACAUUCAAGGAACCCUGUAUCUCGAUAGGACAGCGCAACUGACCGUUUUCCACAAGAAGAAGCAACUUGACCCUGCAUCCCUUUCUGAUCGUGACCGAGUCAAGAUCCCCGCAGGACCAGCUGCUUUCACUUUGCGCAAUUACAUUGCAUACGUGCUCUACUCCCCAUUAUAUCUAGCUGGUCCGAUCCUGACAUUCAAUGACUAUGUAUCGCAGCAGCGAUAUACAGCCGCAUCAGUCAGCCGUGCCCGCACUGUGAUGUACGGCAUUCGUUUCGGACUCACUCUCCUCUGCAUGGAGUUGAUACUUCACUACAUUUAUGCCGUGGCAAUCUCCAAAGCGGACCCCGACUGGUCGGUUUUCACACCAGGUCAACUCAGCAUGCUGGCCUUCUUCAAUCUGCACAUCAUCUGGUUGAAGCUUCUCAUUCCAUGGCGUUUCUUCCGUCUCUGGGCUCUAGUUGAUGGUAUUGAUCCGCCCGAGAACAUGGUACGCUGCAUGUCAAACAAUUAUUCUGCCUUCGCCUUCUGGCGAGGUUGGCACCGCUCCUACAACCGAUGGAUCGUGCGCUAUAUCUACGUCCCACUGGGCGGAGGCGGAGGUGGCCAGCGGUCAACCGGAGCGCCCAAGCCAGCAUCACCACCGAAGUCGAACUUUAUGAACAAAUUCAUGCAAAUUCGCAACUUCCUUAUGGUGUUCACAUUCGUCGCCCUGUGGCACGACAUCAACCUCCGGCUUCUCAUGUGGGGUUGGCUAGUGACACUCUUCGUUCUACCUGAAGUGCUGGGGGGUAUGUUCUUCCCCGCUCACCGAUGGCGCUCGCGUCCAACCACGUAUCGUGUUCUCUGUGGCAUCGGCUCUGUUGGAAAUGUCCUCAUGAUGAUGGUCGCAAACUUGGUUGGCUUUGCAUUGGGCCUGGACGGACUGAAGGAUCUCCUUACUAGUUUAACUGGCUCCUACUCAGGUCUGGCAUAUAUGGUUUCCUGUUGCGUGGUGCUUUUCGUCGGCGUUCAGGUUAUGUUUGAAGUUCGCGAGGAUGAGCUCCGCGCGGGCAUCAAUCUGAAGUGCUGA
Penicillium brevicompactum is the source of this 1971-nucleotide messenger RNA. RefSeq names its product putative glycerol:H+ symporter (Gup1). Lineage: Eukaryota; Fungi; Ascomycota; Eurotiomycetes; Eurotiales; Aspergillaceae. The record is from RefSeq and is a predicted model, not a curated record. The transcript has 3 exons. Bases 1 to 1971 code for a protein of 656 amino acids. Gene Ontology annotation, biological process: GPI anchor biosynthetic process. Gene Ontology annotation, cellular component: endoplasmic reticulum.